CAAUCUCCAGAUUUUCACCCAAUCUCCAGAUAUUCACCCAAUCUCCAGAUAUUCAUCCAAUCUCCAGAUAUUCACCCAAUCUCCAGAUAUUCACCCAAUCUCCAGAUAUUCAUCCAAUCUCCAGAUUUUCACCCAAUCUCCAGAUAUUCACCCAAUCUCCAGAUAUUCACCCAAUCUCCAGAUAUUCACCCAAUCUCCAGAUAUUCACCCAAUCUCCAGAUAUUCAUCCAAUCUCCAGAUAUUCAUCCAAUCUCCAGAUUUUCACCCAAUCUCCAGAUUUUCACCCAAUCUCCAGAUAUUCACCCAAUCUCCAGAUUUUCACCCAUUCUCCAGAUAUUCACCCAAUCUCCAGAUAUUCAUCCAAUAUCCAGAUAUUCACCGAAUCUCCAGAUAUUCAUCCAAUCUCCAGAUAUUCACCCA
Lottia gigantea (owl limpet) is the source of this 420-nucleotide messenger RNA. RefSeq lists its product as hypothetical. NCBI's taxonomy places the organism in Eukaryota, Metazoa, Mollusca, Gastropoda, Lottiidae. The record is from RefSeq and is a predicted model, not a curated record. The annotation marks the transcript as partial. The transcript has a single exon.